UCGGCUUAGUUGGGCGGGCAUACAGCGGAAGCGACGGACUGGUUCAGCAGCCAUUGAUGCGCUUUAUUUCCAAGAGGACAAACCGAGCUGAAUUGUUCCUUCGCUGACUGAAGCCAUGGUGUCUCACUCUGUCGCUCUGCCGAUGAUCUGCUUCACCACGUUAUGGGGGCUGGUGGGAGUCGUGGCCCCGUUUUUAGUGCCCAAAGGACCCAACCGCGGAGUGAUUGUCACCAGUCUCAUCCUCACAGCAGUCUGCUGCUACUUGUUUUGGUUGGUCGCCUUUCUGGCCCAAACCAACCCUCUGUUCGGCCCUCAGCUGAAGAAUGAAACUAUAUGGUACCUGCGCUACUUCUGGGAGUAAAUAGGGACUGUGUGGUGUGAAGCCUCUCAUCAUUCCUGUCCCCUGGUUUGCUGGACUUAAUUUCAACAUUACCCCAAACACACACACACACACACUUCCAAUCUGCAGAAUUGAUGGAUUAUUUCAUAAAUGACCACAUUUCACAACCCUAAAAGUCAGGAUGAGUGUGGAGAAUACUUCAGAAUAAUGUACAGUAACUGGAAUAUAAGAUUUACAGUUUAUUAGACAGAUGUGUGUUUGUUUAAAGUUGCAACUGACAGCGGGGGCAUGAUGAUGAAAGUGAAACCGCUGUUAGGAGUAGACGUUAAUCUCUCUUCUCUAAAAUGUGCAAUCCUUUAGUUCACUCUGUGUUUGUUUACAUUUUUUUUUUUUGGUUUUGUGUCGCUGCCAUCAGGGAACAUAAAUUUGUAAGUGUAUUUAUUUUGGCUUGCGGACACUGAUGCAAGCUUGUUGUAAUCACCUCAGUGUCCACACGGUCUUGUUAUAUAACUGUUAUUAUCUGUGAUGUAAUGGUGUGUGUGUGUGUGUGUGUGUGUGCGUGUGUGAAUAUGUGUGAGUGUGUGAAGAGUUCAUUAGUGUGAGUGUUUGGACCGCGGCCAUGAGAAUCUCCUAAAACUGUAAAAGUGAAGAGCGAUUCCCUCCACUUUAGACCACUUCAGCUUGAAGCUCCCUCCCACAUUCCCCUCAUGCUCCACGCCGCGGAGGUCCUCGUUGCCAUGGUGAUCUCAUCACCCAAUUCAGUCCCUCUCCACUCGACCCCGUUUGAUGAAAUCCUGCCCGUUCUCGCCUUCAUGUGUACAGACGUACUGUAGCUUGUACUGUACAUGAUUUUGGAGCGAAGCUGCCGAUGAAUUCUCUUCACUUCUAACGCUCCCUCACAUUCUGGCAAAAGUCUCACAGUUUUCCUCAAUUUAGACUCUGGCAAAGGAAUUCUUUUAGGGUUAGCAGCUCUUUAAGCUUGAGCGACCCCUCACAGCUCUCAAGUAGCCGGCCUUAGAACGCAUUCAUUCACCAGAAAACAGAGCAAAAGAAGUACAUUUGAAAAAAGAAAAGGCGCAUGUUUUUCAGCCUUCUUCAGUCACUGUGGUUUAGAAUAAACCUCAUUGAAUUUGAUCUUUAGUUAAAGGCAACAAGGUUGCUGUAUGAGAUCAGCGUGUAGGGCUGCACUAUUCAUUACAUUUUGCAGUUAAAAAAUAAGGAAUACAUUCAAAACCAGCUGCAGAAAAUACAAUGGAUUCAAAAGAUCCUAAAUAUUCUGUAGAAUAAUUUUAUGAAAUGAAAGCUUGACACAUACGAUCAUGUAGUCACGAUAUCAGCGGAAAAUACCAUCUGUAUGCAUGCAUUCUGGAGUGGAAGAAGUUGGCAUUUCAUUCUCAAUAGAUCAAGGCCUUCUCUUUUGGCAGCGAUUCUUCUGUCAGUCUGAUUACAUUGAUAACACAAAAAGCACUCAGAGAGUGCAGUACUCCUCCUAGGCUACUCAUUCCCCAUAUGGCAUUGUCAGAAGUGCAGCAUUUUUUUACUAGUUAUUGAUGAUCAGAAAUCACGGCAACAUAGAACGUGGCCAUGUAAUAUACAGGGCGUCCUCAGUUUAUGAUGUCCUCAGCCUACAGCGUUUUGUCUUUACGUUGGAACUGGUUGCUCUGUGUGGAACUAGUUGGCAAGCGGAGUGGAAGAAUACGUUGUCACACGACGCUAUGAGAGGAAGACGGCUUUGUUUUCAUUCGCUGGUUGUACGCCAUGUUGAUUAUGCUACAUUCGCUAACUUUUUGCCCUUCAUUAUGAUCGAUUUCAUGAAGCACAUCAUGUGAGUUCUGACUGACGGUGAAAAUUCACUUAUGUCGCACCAUAGGAACAGAACUCCGACAUAAGUUGAGGACCCACAAACAAAAUGACCUUGCGCUGAGCACAGGUGUGUGUUAUGCAUGUGUACGAUAUGUACGGAUACUGAAUCGCGUGACCUAAACGUGUAGCGGGCGGUGGGAAUUCAUGAGUCUCAGAAAUAUCCCCAAAAUUGUAUGAAUUUUUCCUUGUAUCAUUUCCGACGAUAAGUCCUGAUAAGUCUGCAAUGGUUGAUUUGUAGUAGGAUCACAAUCUUGUGAUCGUCAACAGGCAGCUGAUGUAGCGUUCACUUGUCAUAGUUACAGCGUAUCAUUGCGCUAGGAAAUGGAAAUCUUUAAUGAAUCCAUGGAUCCAGACUAAAAGCCGCAUCACUGGUGAAAUCUAAUCAGUUGGUCCUUGUGUCAUUUCUGACCUUCCCUGAAAAUUUCAUCCAAAUUCGUUAGUCAGUUUUUGAGUAAUGUUGCUAACAGACAGAUAGACGGACAGACAAACAUACACUGAUUGUACAUAGGCAUAGGCACCAUAUUAUGACAGUAAUGUGGUGAUUUGGGCCCACAAAUACUACUGUUUCCUUUACCUUCCAAACAAGCAGUGAAAAGCUAUCCUGUUUUUUUUUUAUGCAUUUGCCUUGUGGAAGAUGCAGAUCUGCUGUCACACCUGCCGCCUCCAGAUGCUUUAAAAGUCUCUUCUGCCAGCCACUACCACAGUUACACCUCCAGUCUCCUCUCCCCAUCUCCAGCCCUCACUCCCUCACUCCCUUCCUAUCCUCCUCACCACUCACCCUCGCUCUCCUCCUCUCUAAAACCACUUUGCUUCAGCCAAAAAGAAUCAAAAUCAAAAUACAGCUACUUUUUAGAAAGACCAAAUUGCGUUGUAUCUUUUCCCCUUCAGCCCUUUUCCCGUAGUUGUGGUGGUGGCUUGUGUCUGAAAGUGGACGUUAACUGUGUGCCGUGCAGUAAGUAAUAGGGACCAGUGUCAAAUGGAGCUAAAGUUGACUUUGUUGCAGAUGGAAUUCAGUUUCAUUCCAAGUAAAUGCGAACACAUUAACAAAACCUGCUCACAAGUAGCUCAAAUUUUGGACACAGUUUUGCUAGCUCAUUAAUGUGGAAGGUCAGAAAUGUUGGUGUUGGCAGAGAGUCAAAGCAAACCUGAAACCAGGUCAUGUAACUCAAGCUCAGUGCUGUGCUCAUACCGUCUGAGUGCUGUGGUUUUGCUUUCGCUUGGUUUCAUUCUCUUUCUGACUAUUCACUGCUAGUUAUCACAUGUACCCAUAAACCCUUGUGUGUUGGGUGUGCUUCCUGUGGUUGUUCAGGACUCCGUUCCCAAACCCACUCAUCAGCAAACCUCCUAGAUUUUGCUUGAAGACGGACAUCGUCAAUGAGUCAUUGGACACCAAAUGGCAUUGUUCCUACCGAGCCAAACAGACUGGACUAACGAACAGAACAGUCGAGACUUUGGAUAACCCCUUCAAAACAUGCUGAUUGUGAAUGCAUCCUAAAUUUUGUGAGUUUCUUUGCCUUUUCCGAUGAAUCCGCUCAGUUCUUUUCGUAGCUGGCUGCUGUUCAUCUGUUAAAUGUUCCUGGCAGCGGAGAUGGAGAUUUUUUUUAGUGUGUUAAGAAUCACCAUGGUAACAAAAAUCUAAUAAAUCACAGAUCUAGUUGUUGAUGGAGAUGAGAUGUGACCUUGUAUUAGUGUGAAGUAAAUGCUUCUAUGUCGGUGGCAUUGUAUUUAAAAUACCCAAUAAAACACCCUGUCUCAUCUGG
Acanthochromis polyacanthus (spiny chromis) is the source of this 3963-nucleotide messenger RNA. It is a transcript of the gene atp6v0e2, whose product is annotated as ATPase H+ transporting V0 subunit e2. Gene Ontology annotation, biological process: proton transmembrane transport. The transcript is spliced from 4 exons. NCBI's taxonomy places the organism in Eukaryota, Metazoa, Chordata, Actinopteri, Pomacentridae. The record is from RefSeq and is a predicted model, not a curated record. Gene Ontology annotation, cellular component: proton-transporting V-type ATPase, V0 domain. Bases 116 to 361 code for a protein of 81 amino acids. Gene Ontology annotation, molecular function: proton-transporting ATPase activity, rotational mechanism.